Paramuricea clavata is the source of this 2716-nucleotide messenger RNA. NCBI's taxonomy places the organism in Eukaryota, Metazoa, Cnidaria, Anthozoa, Malacalcyonacea, Plexauridae. The record is from the annotation of a GenBank genome assembly.
GAAAUAUCAUUCGACAGAGACGGCUCUGCUAAAGGUGCAAAGCGAUAUUCUUCUGAGUAUGGACAGGCAGGAAGUGUGUUUUCUUGUACUCUUGGACUUAAGCUCAGCGUUAAAUACAAUUAAUCAUAAAACUAUCAUUGACGUAUUGGAGUAUCAAUUUGGAGUGACGGAUAGGGCUCUUGAAUGAAUGGAUAAAAUCAUAUCUAUUGAACAGGAAACAGAGAGUUGAUCUGGAUAACAAUUUUUCUGAAGACUGCGAUGUUAAGUACGGAGUGCCUCAAGGGAGUUGUCUUGGCCCCAUACUUUUUCUGCUUUAUGUAUCCCAACUAUAUGACAUUAUUGACAGGCACUUACCCUCUUCUCAUGGAUAUGCUGAUGACACGCAACUUUAUGUAUCCUUUCGCCCAGAUUGUCAAGAUAAUUCAGAAAGUACCCUAGCCAUACUGGAAGAUUGUAUUUCUGAUGUUCGUACUUGGCUGUUGUCUCAUAAAUUAAUGUUCAAAGAUUCGAAAACGGAAUUUCUUGUAAUUGGUACACCACAACAACUUUUGAAAAUAAACAUUGAAUCCGUUAACGUUGGUGGGGUCCAAAUUAAGCCGGUUGACAGUGUUCGAAAUUUGGGAUCUUGGUUUGACAAGCAUAUGUCAAUGUCAGUUCAUGUAGGCAAGAUGUGUAGUAAAGCAUUCAGAGGACUUUAUAAAAUACGACAAAUUAGAAAAUUUUUAUCUACUAAUACAACGAAAACUUUGAUACAUGCUUUCGUGACAUCACACGUGGACUACUGUAAUGCUCUGUUGGCUGGCAUACCUCAGUAUCAAGUCCAGCGAAUGCAGAGAGUUCUUAAUGCCGCUGCUAGACUAAUCUACCACUGUCCAAGAUUUUCUCACAUCACCCCAGUUUUGAGAUCACUUCACUGGCUACCGGUAAAAUUCCGGGUGGAAUUCAAAAUUGCUUUACUGGUUUACAAGGCUCUUAAUAACAUUGCCCCUAUCUAUAUCUCUGAAAUGCUUAUUCCAAAACAAUCAAAUGACCGCUGGACAUUACGAUCGGAUGGUCAAGGUCUACUAUACAUCCCGAAAACAAACUGUAAGACUCUAGGAGAUCGGGCUUUCGCACAUGCUGCUCCACAAUUAUGGAAUUCUCUGCCUCUGGAUGUCAGGAACUGUGAAAACAUUUCUGUGUUUAAGAAACGCUUGAAAACAUUUCUUUUCAAUAAGGCUUAUAACCCUUUAUAGGUUGAGACCAUAUUGGAUUCUAUCAUUCUUAUUAUAGAUACGUACAUUAAUGUAUAUUCUAAUUGUAUACAAUACCAUGUUUUAUAUAGCAUAUUUAAUUCUUAAUAUAUUUAGAUUUUUAUAAUGUACAGCGCUUCGAGUAUAUAAUAUAACAUAUGCGCUUUAUUUAAAUGAAUAAAUUAUUAUUAUUAUUAUUAUACAUCUAGGAAAAAGAUUAAAUUUGCAUAAUCCAAACUUAUCCAUAAUCAAUGGGAGCAUGUGCCCCCCCCCCCUUUUUUUAAAAGUGAAAGUACCCUAUUUAAAGAAAGAAAAAUAUAUUUCUUGAAUGAACGCCCUUUUUUGCUAAAAAAGUGCCUUUUUGCAGUAGUAAUUAGUAAAGACUCUGUAAAAACCACUUCUGACGUUAUAGAGACUCCAAAUUUUCAAAAAUUUUCGUUCGGCUCGUGAACCACAUAAUAUUGUUUCAUUUUGAUCAUAUACAAAAGUGCCCCUUUUAGUCAAUGCCUCUCAACUUUCGAAAUGCUUCCGCGGUAUCUGCUAUCUACUUUAUAAAAUGAUAAAACUUUCUAAAAUUAUUGGUUAAAAUAAACACACACGCCAAAAUCUGAAUCAAAGAUCUAUUAUUAACAUAUUCCAACUAUGAAAAAUUUGACAUCGUCUAAGAAUAAUGCAAAUUGAUAAGGAUAUCUUCGGAUGUCAAUCUUCCGUCACUGAAGUGACUAAUAAAAUGGCGGAAUACAAAAUAGUCAAAACGUUUUAGCGCGCAAAGCAUAACGGUUGAGUGUGAUUCUUUAAAUCUUAUUGCUAUAGGGAUAAAAUUACCUAAAAAUGACAAGGAGAACUUUGACGUUUUGAGCGAAUGCCAUUCUUUGGGAAGCUAGUACCGGGGGUUGGGAAAAUUAUAUUUGCUUUUAUACUAGUGAAUGAAAAGCGAUCACGUGACAAAGACUAAACCAAUGAGAUGAAUUUAGUCAAAACAAAGUGUAAUAAAAAAUGUAAAUUACACUACAGAAUAUAUUCAUACAAAUAUACGAAAACUACCACAAAUACAAUUGUAUUUGUCAAUACACGUACAAUUAUGCUGAUGUCAUUUUUCCUAUUCCUCAGUAUCGAAUUUACUGAUCCUAGCCUGCUAAUAGUAUUUAUGAAGAGAACUCCUACCUGUUUAAGAGCACUUUCACUGUGUAGCUGCAGCUACCAAGCGUCGUCAGGACAGGGUCGCCACACUCUGAGGAAAUUUGUUGUCCACCUAUAUUGUGUUGUAGCCAGCCCAUAGGCGUUCGAGAUCGUUGGUUUCAGAUAAGCAUCCUGCCUACUCUGAUAUGCAUUCAAAAACGAAAUUGAUCUAUUUUCUAAAUGUGCUUUUUGUAUCCUGUUUAAAAAGGAGUAAGGUCUGGAUGCACUUCCACAACAUUGCUGGUAAGGAUUUAAAGUCAAAAGAAGAUUCUGAAAGAGCUGCAGAACUUAAUAAAUUCGUCAAG